GCGGAGUGCAUCAGGGUGGUCACCGCGUUGGAAGAUGCUCAAAGGCCCGCACCGCACGCUGCCGACACUGAGGAUGUUGACACGGAGCCGGAGAUUGGGACCCAGGAGUAUGACCAGAUGGUCCGCGAAGCAUCCCAGAACAUGGAGGACAUCCCUGAAGCUGAG
Molecule: messenger RNA, 165 nt
Organism: Symbiodinium pilosum
Lineage: Eukaryota; Dinophyceae; Suessiales; Symbiodiniaceae
Source: the annotation of a GenBank genome assembly